GAUCCCCCGGUAGCGGAAGCAGAUUUCUAAGACCGGAAGCGAGUGUGCGGCAAGCAUGGCGUCGGCGGUGCUUGCGCUAAGGACGCGGGCGGCUGUUACAGCCCUGCUGAGCCCCCCUCAGGCUGCGUCUCUUGCCGUCAGAUACGCAUCCAAGAAGACAGGUGGCAGCUCCAAAAACCUGGGCGGAAAGUCACCAGGCAAACGCUUUGGCCUCAAGAAAAUGGAGGGUCACUACGUUCAUGCUGGCAACAUCAUUGCGACUCAGCGCCACUUCCGUUGGCACCCAGGCGCCCAUGUGGGGCUGGGGAAGAAGAAGUACCUGUAUGCCCUGGAGGAGGGGGUCGUCCACUACACUAAGGAGGUCUACGUGCCCAGUCCCAGCAACGCGGAGGCUGUGGAUCUGGUCACCAGGCUGCCCCAGGGUGCCGUGCUCUACAAGACUUUUGUCCACGUGGUUCCUGCCAAGCCGGAGGGCACCUUCAGACUGGUAGCUAUGCUUUGAACUCCUGGCUGAGGCCACCGGACGGAGCCUGGAGCCCAGGUGACAGGAGAGGGUGGCAGCCGCAGAAGUCGAGGGUCGGGACGACAGGGCCUCCUGAGGAAGUCUGCUUGGCUGUGACUGCGGAAGACUCUGAAGUGACUGGCUGGGAAGACCCAACCUGGGGCCAGAAGUAAAGUUUGCUGGAGUCAUGA
Molecule: messenger RNA, 693 nt
Organism: Ailuropoda melanoleuca (giant panda)
Lineage: Eukaryota; Metazoa; Chordata; Mammalia; Carnivora; Ursidae
Gene: MRPL27
Product: mitochondrial ribosomal protein L27
Exons: 4
Coding region: 56-502 (148 amino acids)
Biological process (GO): translation
Cellular component (GO): ribosome; mitochondrial large ribosomal subunit
Molecular function (GO): structural constituent of ribosome
Source: RefSeq, a predicted model, not a curated record